UGCUGUGAGCAUUUCUGGAGCCAAAGCUCUUCUCCACAGAGGGAGGACAGAGCAGGCAGCAGAGACCAUGAGGGCCCCCCCAGACCCUCCCCGCAGACAGCACAUCCCCUGGCACAGCCUCCUGCUCACAGCCUCACUUGUAACUUUCUGGAAUCGACCCACCACUGCCCAGCUCACUAUGGAAUCUGUGCCGUUCCAUGCUGCCAAAGGGAAGGAUGUUCUUCUACUUGUCCACAAUCUGCCAGAGAAUCUUCUAGCCUAUCACUGGUACAAAGGGCAAGUAGUGUCCAGCAACCAACGCAUUGUGUCAUAUGUAACAGGCACUCAAGUAAAUACCCCAGGGCCUGCAAACAGUGGUCGAGAGACAUUAUUCCUCAAUGGGUCUCUGCUGUUCCAGAAUGUCUCCCUGGAGGACACAGGAUACUACACACUAGAAAUCAUAGAUGCAGAUGUCAGCACUGAUCAAGUAACUGGACAGUUCCAAGUAUAUCCGGAAUUACCCAAACCCUCCAUCACAAGCAACAACUCUCACCCUGUGGAGGACGAGGACUCUGUGGCAUUAACGUGUGAACCUGAGAGUCAGGACACAACCUACGUGUGGUGGAUAAACGAUCAGAGGCUCCAGGUCAGUCCCAGGCUGGAUCUGUCCCUGGACAACAGGACUCUCACUUUACUCAGUGUCAAAAGGAAUGACACAGGACGCUACGAGUGUGAAAUCCAGAACCCAGUGAGCACCAGCCGCAGUGACGCAUUCACCCUGAAUAUUUCCUAUGGCCCGGACACCCCCACCAUUUCCCCCCCAGACUCAUCUUACCAUCCAGGAGCAAACCUCAGCCUCUUCUGCUAUGCGGCCUCUAACCCACCCGCACAGUAUUCGUGGCUUAUCAAUGGGAGGCCCCAGCAAUCCACACAAGAGCUCAUUAUCCCCAACAUCACUGUGAAUGAUAGUGGAUCCUAUACCUGCCUUGCCUAUAACUCUGCCACAGGCCUCAACAGGACCACAGUCAAGACGAUCACAGUCUCUGCGGAGUUACCUAAACCCUCCAUCACAAGUAACAACUCUCACCCUGUGGAGGACGAGGACUCUGUGGCAUUAACGUGUGAACCUGAGACUCAGGACACAACCUACGUGUGGUGGAUAAACGGUCAGAGGCUCCAGGUCAGUCCCAGGCUGGAUCUGUCCCUGGACAACAGGACUCUCACUUUACUCAGUGUCACGAGGAAUGACACAGGACCCUAUGAGUGUGAAACCCAGAACCCAGUGAGCACCAGCCGCAGUGACGCAUUCACCCUGAAUAUUUCCUAUGGCCCGGACACCCCCACCAUUUCCCCCCCAGACUCAUCUUACCAUCCAGGAGCAAACCUCAGCCUCUUCUGCUAUGCGGCCUCUAACCCACCCGCACAGUAUUCGUGGCUUAUCAAUGGGAGGCCCCAGCAAUCCACACAAGAGCUCAUUAUCCCCAACAUCACUGUGAAUGAUAGUGGAUCCUAUACCUGCCUUGCCUAUAACUCUGCCACAGGCCUCAACAGGACCACAGUCAAGACGAUCACAGUCUCUGAUGAUCCAGUACAAAGAAGUUCUCCUGGCCUCUCAGCUGGGGCAAUUGCUGGCAUUGUGAUUGGAGUACUGGCCGGGGUGGCUCUGAUGGCAGCCCUGGUGUAUUUUCUGUAUUUCAGGAAGACUGGAGGGGCAAGCGACCAGAGUGAUCUCACAGAGCACAAACCCUCAGCCUCCAACCACAGUCAGGGCCACUCUGACAACUCCCCUUACAAGAUGGAUGAAGUUGUAUAUUCUUCCCUGAACUUCAAUGCUUGGCAACCAACACAACCAACCUCAGCCUCCUCAUCCCAAACAGCCACAGAAACAGUUUAUUCAGAAGUCAAAAGGAAGUAAUGCAACCUGUCCUGCUCAGUGCAUUGUGGAUGUACUACAAGUCUCUCUUCUCAUUACUGGGGAAUCCUUUUACCCUCAGGGGAAAAGGGUAUAAGUCCCAACCCCACACACACAC
Molecule: messenger RNA, 2009 nt
Organism: Cynocephalus volans (Philippine flying lemur)
Lineage: Eukaryota; Metazoa; Chordata; Mammalia; Dermoptera; Cynocephalidae
Product: carcinoembryonic antigen-related cell adhesion molecule 6-like
Exons: 10
Coding region: 68-1894 (608 amino acids)
Biological process (GO): signal transduction; regulation of immune system process
Cellular component (GO): plasma membrane; cell surface
Molecular function (GO): protein tyrosine kinase binding
Source: RefSeq, a predicted model, not a curated record